AUGCAAGAAGGUGCUAACAUUGGUGCUAAUGUUGUAGAAGAAGGUGUGGUGCAGGAUGAUCAUAUGAUGCAAGCAUGUGUUACUACUACUCAAAGAAAUGUGAUGCAAGGUAGUGAUACUUUUGGGCAAGAUGUGAAAGAUUUCAUUGAUGAUCACUUAUCUAAUGAUGAUGUUGAUCUGGAUGGUGGAGCUGGAGGUGUUGGAACUGUUGCUGAUGGUGUUGGUGGGGGUGAUGAUAAGGGAGAUGGUGCUGGUGAUGUUGAUGAUGGUGAUGGAGCUGAAGGUGAUGGUGAUAAUCCGAGUGAUGAUGAUGGAAAUCAGGCUGAUGAUGAAGGACAUGAGGUUAUCCCGGUGGUUAAGAGAACAAGGAAAAUAUCUGAUAGGAUAACCAAAAAUAAAGCUAUGGAAGGGUGUGUAUAA
Messenger RNA from Lactuca virosa, 420 nucleotides. The record is from the annotation of a GenBank genome assembly. Lineage: Eukaryota; Viridiplantae; Streptophyta; Magnoliopsida; Asterales; Asteraceae.